AAAAGUAAGGGGUCGGGAUGUAAUUUUACCGUUAACAGAAUUUGCAGAGAAGGACAAAAACCCGACACGGACUCUUCAGGACGGAUGCAAGAAAAGUGUCGGCACCUUGUUGAGGGUGUUGACACCUUGCAGCUCGUGUUGCACAUCUUUCAGCUCAUGCUCGACCUCUGCACCUUGUAUUCAAGUUUUGCACUUCGUGCUUGGCCUCUGCAGCUCGUGGCUGACCUCAGCAGUGACAAGUGUUUUCAGCUCAUGCUCAACCUCUGCACCUCGUGUUCAACUUCUGCACUUCAUGCUCGGCCUCUGCAGCUCGUGGCUGACCUCGGUAGUGAGUGUUUGAGCUCUACAGCUUGUGCUCAAGUUCUGCACUUCGUGCUCGACCUCGGCAGCAGGUGUUUUCAGCUCAUGCUCGACCUCUGCACCUCGUGUUCAACUUCUACACUUCAUGCUCGGCCUCUGCAGCUCGUGGCUGACCUCGGUAUUCUGCAAUUCGUGGUUGACCUCAGCAGCUCGUGGUUGAGCUCGGAAGCUCGUGUUGGAGCUCUACACUUCCUGUUUGAGCUCAGCAGCUCAUGUUUGAGCUCAGCAGCUCGUGUUGGAGCUCUGCACUUCAUGCUUGGCCUCUGUAGCUUGUGUUUGAGCUCGGUAGCUUGUGUUGGAGCUCUGCAGCUUCUUACAGCUCAUGGUCCAGCACUUAGCAUCUCAGCAUUUCGCAACUCGUGCUUCAGCAUCUCGCACCUCGGACUUGUGCAAUUUGUAGCUUGGACUUUUGCAAUUCGUAGCUUGUGCUCGAGCAAGACGUUUGUAGCAGCUCGUGCUCAAGUAGGAUAUUUGCACCUCGUGCUCCAGCAAGUUGUUUCAGCGCAUGCUCGAGUAAGAUGCUUGCAGCUCAUCAUUGUCGAGCUUGAGUAACGGAGCCCAGCCAUAGUCGGCCCGGCCAUAGUUGCUUAGUCUUCUUCUGUCAUUGGAACCAUAGACUUUUGCUCCCUAGCAGCUGAUUAGAGGGAUUUUCACACUGGCAAGCUUUUGGCUGAGAGCUGAGGCUGCAGUUCUUUAUG
This is a messenger RNA of Rubroshorea leprosula, 1058 nucleotides long. The record is from the annotation of a GenBank genome assembly. NCBI's taxonomy places the organism in Eukaryota, Viridiplantae, Streptophyta, Magnoliopsida, Malvales, Dipterocarpaceae.